GAGUCUCUCAACUCUGUCUGUGCUGUGUGCUGCUGGCAAAAGGCAAAAGGCGAACGCGGUAGACAAGUGGCGCUUAGUUUGAAGUCUGCCGCCCGUCACGAUACACACCGCCCAGUUCUCUCUCGUCGUUCCUUAUUUUAGGCUUUUGGCUUGUCUCUGAUACGACCCCAGCGGGAUGAUCAUGUUGUACCGGAAUUCUCCAACAACUACUACCACUACCAAACUCGACCGUCUGCCAACCGUGUGAAACCGAAAUCUUUGACAGACAAGUGCACCGUACAAGAAUUUUCCGCCCAAAAAAACUUGGUUGAAAGUGAAAUUUUGUUUAUUCGUUAUCCGUUUGAAAAAACCGAAUUUUCUUUCGUUUUGCUAAAAUCAUCGAAAAUGUCGGCCUACGACAACGUGUUCCAACGUCCGACGUCGCUGUUCUUCGCGUCCAGCAACAAGUUCCACCACAACAACAACAACAUGAACGGCAUGUUGAGCAGCAGUAGUCCCGUCAACGGCGGCGGCGUCGGUGGCGUCGGUGGCAACGGCCACAGCAACAUGAUGAUCGGCGCCGCCAGCCUGUUGAGCAACGGCGGCGGCGUUAACAAUCUGAUGAACGACGUGUUCGCCGACGAGCAAGAAGAUCAGAUCGUGCCCGAUUGCUCGGUGGCCCCCAAAUUGGACUUGUCGCCGAUGAACGAGCCCUGGGUCAGCGGAGUCGUGUCCAGCGACAGCAACUGCGGAUCUCACGGCUUCCUCACCACCGCCGUCCACCUGAGUCUCCAAGAGGGAUGCGAUUUGGAUGCCUAUCUGCUCAGCAAGCUGGACUGGCCCCAGCAGCAGCAACAACAUCCAUUGCAGCAGCACCACCAAGCCGGCGGGCCCAUGCCUGUCAACACGGCCACGGCCGUCGCCAACCUGCCGACGUCGGCGUCAUCGGUCGGCAGUAGCCAUCCGGACGGCGACGACAUGAUGGGACUGAUGGAGUCGGCCCUGAAAGCCCGUCGGGAAAGCGCCUCGCAGAUCGACGAAUUCUUCGAGGAGGCCGUCGACGACGGCGGACGCGGACUCCUGAUGGGACUGGCCGAGCGGUUCUCGUCGCUGGCCGAAAGCCGAGACUGGGACGACAUCACGACCAGUCUCAGUAAAAUCGAUCCGGACAACGCCGAGAUGCUGGAACUGGGACAACAAGCGGCGGCGUCGGCGGCGUCGGCCAGUGGCAAAGUGAAAAUCGAACCGAGGGACGACCAUCCGAUGGAGAAUUUCGGACACGGUCGAUCGGUUCAUUGCGAUUCGUCUUCCUUCCAUCACCACAACCACCACCAUCCGGCGACGUCGUCCGUGAUGACACCCACGUCCUCCUCUUCUUCUUCUUCUUCGUCUUCUUCGUCUUCCUCCUCGGCGUCGGCGGCGACUGGUAACAAAGGAUCCCUCAAUCAUCAUUGCAUCCAACGGUUCAACUACUCCAACGGAUUUCUGCCGCCCACGCCGCCCAGCUCGGAUCCCGGCUCGCCCAGUCAGGACUCGCCGCACCGAAGCAAACCACCCCCGCCGCCUUAUUCGACCCUGCUCGGACGCAGCACCAAGCAGCCGUCAUCGUCAUCAUCAUCAUCAUCUUCUUCGUCAUCCUCUUCUUCUUCUUCUUCGUCAUCCUCUUCCAGCAGCUCAUCACAAGAAACCGACAAACCGCCCACAAUCAAAUACAAUCGACGCAACAACCCCGAAUUGGAGAAACGAAGGAUUCAUCACUGUGAUUUUCCCGGCUGCACCAAAGUCUACACCAAGAGCUCACACCUCAAAGCCCAUCAAAGAAUUCACACAGGUGAGAAACCGUACCGCUGCCAUUGGCCCGAGUGUCAGUGGCGUUUCGCCCGAUCGGACGAGCUCACCCGUCACUACCGGAAACACACGGGCGCUAAACCCUUCCGCUGCAAGGUCUGCGAGCGCUGCUUCGCCCGCUCCGAUCAUCUCGCCCUCCACAUGAAACGUCACCUACCCAAAGGCUCCAAAUGCUAAAACAAACAAAAGAAUAACGACUACUGUACUGUACUCUCGUACACACUAUAAUGAGGUUUCGGUUGUUGUCGGUCGUCGUCGACCACUUAAUCAUCACAUCAUUUGAUUAUCACCACCACCUGAAUGAACCAAAUAGUAGCAACGAAAAGAAAAAACACAAAAGCCAACGAUUAUUUCCACAUUUUUUCGACGAAACGAUCGAGACUGCGAGGACAUUUUUUAAAAACCCGACGCCUUAAAUUUCGUUACAUCUUCAUCAUUUCAUUUCUCGAGUUGUACAGAAAUCAAUUCGCGAUUUCUGUGUGUGUGUGUGUAUUAACUAUUAUAUUAUAUCCAGCGGAUCUUGUGUUGCAUCUUUGUUUGUAUACUCUCUCUCUCUCAUAUCCUGGCGUGUGAAACGUCCAUACGGCUUUGGCACAAAGAACCAACUCAACCAAAACGCGGCGCUAGCCAAAAUAAUCAUAUAAAAUAAUACGACGAAUUAAAAAAAAAAAAAAAGAGAAAAAACGCGCACACAUUAGAAUAAUCAUUUUUCUUUCUUCUUCAUUUUGUCGAAUGGAAAUUUUUAGUUUUUUGGUUUUUGUUUUUUUGGUCAACCCAAAGAAGAAAGAAAAAGUGCCGUGUGCUGCAACGAAAAAAAAGAAAUGCGCAUUUCCUGUAUACGUCUCCAUCAUAUCUCUAUACAUCUUUUGACUAUGACAUUAGCGUGUACAAUAAUCACCGGCCAUACAUACAAGAUUUGUCCCUUUCUUUUUUCUUAUUCAAUGUAUAUGCAUCGUAAUGUCUUCUUUUUCUCGACUUACAUACAUUUUCUCCUUUUACGAAAUGUGCUGUAUAAACCAAACGACAAGCUCCUUCGGCACGCCAUAUUCCAGUAAUGUUUUCCCCCUUUCAAAAUCGGUCGUGUUUUUUUCUUUUUUUGACCUGUUUAUUCCCUGUGUCUCUCACUGUGGUGCUUAUAAAUGACUCUGUUAUUUUGUCAUUUCCAUUUCGACAUUUAUUCCUAGACAACAACAACAACAACAACGUCAACCAAAAUGAAAUAGAUUUCAACGCAUAUAUAGGCCCAAGUCGUGUGUUACAUAAUCAAUACCAUACAAUUGCUCUAUCCUUUUUAGAAUUAUGAUGAUUUCUUUUCUUCGGUAUUAUUAUAUAACACUGAAGAAAAGAACUGCUCACUUGCUCCGGCAGCCUUCUCGACUCAGUCCAACUCACGACAAAACUCUUUCAUCCAUAAAUGCAUGAAACUUUUGAAUCUUCCGCGCGCGCUUUUUUCAAAUUCAACCAAAAAAUUCGGACCAUUUUUUCUUCUUCUCCUAAAAGAAACACCUGGACAUUUUUUUUUCGUAACCUUUAAUGUUGUUGUUGUUGUUGUUGUUGUUGUCGGUGCGCGCGCGCUGGUGACAUCACGCACGAAACGAAAACGACCCUGAUCCUUAUUUGAGGCUCUUUCACGAUUACCACCACCAUUUCUCUAUGCCCAUGUACGGCUGAUUUCUUUUUUGUUAUCGACCCUUGUAUUUCCCCUCUUUAAAUGACGUCCUUCUAUCGUCUUAUUUUCUCCUCGGUUUGUAUUAAAUAAAAAUUUGAUUUCCCUUUUUUGUUAAAAAAAAAAUUGAAAAAAACCCAAAAUGUCUGAUGUGAUGAUGCGAGUACGCGCGUUUUUAUAUUCCAAUUGGGGUGGAAAAAUAAUUCUCUGAAUUUCUGAUUUUUUAAUGAAACGCCUGCAAAUAUUCUGAAAUAUGUGCCAAUAAUAUUUUUGUUUGUAUGUCCCCCUGUUUACUUUUUGACACUAUAUUGGUCGCACUGGCUAAUCAGUUUGUGCCGUGUUACAAUCUCCACAGUUCCCAGUUGCCUAUUACACACACACAACUACUACCUAAACUAGUAUAACUAUACAUAUACACCUAUCCUACUCACACCAAUCAAGUAUAUAUACAUACAUGACACACAAACGCAAUAUUCCUUUCUCUCUCUUUUUCUCUUUUUUUUACUCGGACAAAAAGAAACAAAACAAAAUAAAAAUACCAAUAAAACAAAUUUUUCAAUAAUAACAACCUGUAUUUUUGUUUUUGUUUUCUAUACUCUAUCACAUCUUUCUAUCCACUACGUCAUGCGUCUGGCCAAAAAAAACAAAAAACAACAACUUAUCGAUAUACAUAUUAUACAUAUAUACAUUUAUACUUUUGACACGUACCAAUAAAUAACAAACAACGCUUUGA
Molecule: messenger RNA, 4226 nt
Organism: Daphnia pulicaria
Lineage: Eukaryota; Metazoa; Arthropoda; Branchiopoda; Diplostraca; Daphniidae
Product: transcription factor Sp9-like
Exons: 4
Coding region: 385-2004 (539 amino acids)
Biological process (GO): regulation of transcription by RNA polymerase II
Molecular function (GO): RNA polymerase II cis-regulatory region sequence-specific DNA binding; DNA-binding transcription factor activity, RNA polymerase II-specific
Source: RefSeq, a predicted model, not a curated record